GGAGUCAGCAUGUAAAGCGGGCAGGUAAUGGUUAACUUCUCCACAAGUGGGAAAAAAUAUGUCGAACUAAAAAGGGAAAGAAAUCUGGAUUUCCGGAGCGCAUUCAUACUGCUUCAACGGGAUUAUUUAUUGGCGACAAGAGGAGAAAUGUGCAGGAGCUGUGCGUAAGAAAUCCACAAGAUUCCUGAGAGGGGUUGAUAUCGACGGAGGAAGGAUUGAGCCAAGUGCGACUUCAGUUGCUGCGUAUUCAUGCAAAUUCAUAAAAUUAUAGGCGUGCCUUUGGGCGAUGGAGUCACGGCCGGAAAAGCAAACCCCCCUCCUGGAUCACCAGCAACCUUCAAAGACUGAUGCGCAGCGCCCGGACUCACUGACAGUGGCACCGGAGCAAAUGUUUUAAAAGCACAAGAGAAAGAGAGGAGAAAGUUAGCUGUCUUUUAUCUACACGCUUCUUGACUGGCUUCGUCAACACAACGGCUGCUACGCCACUGGAUCUCCAACACGGGCUUAUUGUGCAAACCAAAACGCACCGCUGCACUAUUUGCAUUGGGUUUUCAAUAUUUUUGUUUAUUUUUACAAUCAAAACGGACGGCUUAAGAUCCUGAUGCAGAUGAAGUUAGAGGUACUUCCUAGAACUUGUGCGUAAAUACGCACUCAUUUGUUCACAAUUUGAGAAAAAUUAAAUAAUUUUUUAAUUUUAUAUUGAGGACCUUUCAAGCUUCACCAUGUCAGAGGACGAUAGUAGCUCCACCACCAGCAGUAUGUCCGACGCCGAAGCCAGCAACGUCAGCGUCCUCAACUGGGAGCAAGUGCAGCGGCUGGACGCCAUCCUGUCGGAGACCAUCCCGAUCCACGGCCGGGGGAACUUCCCCACUCUGGAGAUGCAGCCGCGGCAGAUAGUAAAAGUAGUGCGUAGUCGGAUGGAGGAGAAAAAGAUCCACGUCCGGGAUGUUCGGUUAAACGGCUCUGCAGCCAGCCACAUUCUGCACGGAGACAGCGGACUGGGCUUUAAGGAUCUUGACCUGAUAUUUUGCGCAGAUAUGAAAGGGGAAAGUGAUUUCCAGAUUGUGAAGGACAUAGUUUUGGACUGUCUCCUGGAUUUUUUACCCGACUGUGUGAAUAAGGAGAAAAUAAGCCCGUUAACGUUAAAGGAGGCCUAUGUUCAGAAGAUGGUGAAGGUGUGUAAUGACUCAGAUCGCUGGAGUCUCAUCUCCCUCUCCAACAACCGAGGAAAGAAUGUGGAGCUGAAGUUCGUGGACUCUCUCCGGCGACAGUUUGAGUUCAGCGUGGACUCCUUCCAGAUCAAACUGGACUCCCUGCUGCUGUUCUACGAGUGCUCAGAGAACCCCAUGGCCGAGACCUUCCACCCCACCAUCAUGGGUGAGAGUGUGUACGGGGACUUCGGCGAGGCCCUGGACCACCUACGCCACAAAUUAAUCUGCACCAGGAACCCCGAGGAGAUCCGAGGCGGGGGUCUGCUGAAGUACUGUCACCUGCUGGUGAGGGGUUUCCGGGCCGCCUCUGAGACGGAGAUGAAGUCCCUGCAGCGAUACAUGUGCUCACGUUUCUUCAUCGACUUCCCUGAUAUCGGUGAGCAGCAACGCAAGCUGGAAUCCUACCUUCAGAACCACUUUGUGGGCCUGGAGGACCGCAAGUACGACUACCUGAUGACCCUGCACGGGGUCGUCAACGAGAGCACGGUGUGCCUGAUGGGACACGAGAGGCGGCAGACCUUGGGCCUCAUAGCCAUGCUCGCGGUGCGCGUUCUCGCCGAGCAGAACGUCAUCCCAAACGUGGCCAACGUCACAUGUUACUACCAACCUGCUCCUUACGUGGCAGAUGGCAACUUCAGUAACUACUACAUAGCGCAGGUACAGCCGGUGUUUGCUUGCCAGCAGCAUGCAUACUCCACCUGGCUGCCCUGUAACUGAGUCAGCCACAGGUGAAGGUGGAGGGAGAGAUUUGUUUAAACAGGAGCGGAGCAGCAGACCUGCCCAGUGUUUGACAGAAAAAAGAGGCUUCUUUUUAACGUUUUGCAUCAAAGCUUGUGUUUUGGCUUUCACUCCUAUUUGAUGUGAAUAUCUCACAUUUCCUUGAAAUGCCAACGUCAUCUGAUCCUGCCCAGGCCCAGCAGGUUGGGGAGAGACUCAUUUGUUUAGCUUGGAAAUAAAAGGCUAUAAGUGCGACGGCCUCUCAGCAGAACUGUCAUCAGAACUGAUCGAAUCUGUCAAGAACUGAUUAUUCAGCACGCUCCAACAGCAGACCACAAACGGCUGCAUCAGUGCCCUGAAGCUGACAGUUUCUCCACACACACACACUGGCACACUCAAGGUGAAAUCAGAUGUGUGUGUGCAGGGCUCCAACACCUGCACCCUAGACUCAGCUUGACUUAAGCCUAAACUGAGGUGAGAUGCUGGUUCAACUAGUUUCGAUAACAAACCGGCAUCUGCGCCCACGCAUUUGGAUAUAAUUAUGGUUGUUUACAGACCAAAGAUUUUAUUUUGAUUGUUUCUAACAUUAAAACCCCAUUUUCAUUGGGGGUUAACUAAACAAAAUCUGAAGCUAUGUCUAUUUGUAUAUGUGAACAAAAUGUGUUUUUAAGUGCCUACAAAAGAAUGAGCAGUCCAUAUGAUUUUUUUGUGAAUUAGCCCCCACUCUGUUUAUAGUCAGGCACACACAAGACAACAGCACCCCAGAGGCUUGUGAAUGUACAUGUGAAACCAUAAAGUCAGUGUUUGUGUAUGUGUGGACGAAACCAUGCCUUAGUGGGGAUUUUGCAGUAAAGUAGCAGUCAUAUGUGCGAUUAAUGGAUUGUUGCAAGAUUCAUAUUUUUCAUGCCGGUGUUAAAAAUACUCCAAACAUGCUUUAACAUGUCCCAAAUGGAUACAGGUGUUGCAUAUUCUAAAAGUUUAUAUGCAAAAACAGAUAAAAGCCAUACUUAUGAAUCAAACCUUUCUUGGUGAUGCACAAUAAUUAUAAAAAUUGAAGAAAAUAAAGAAAUUCAGAAAAAAAUAUUGAAACAACCCAACACCGGUUUUAUUUACAUUCUCUGGAUUGCUCACAUAGUACAAAAAACAAAAACUAGAAUAAACCGAUAUCUGUUUUUGCAAAUGAACACUUCACUGUACAGAAUUCCUGACACUUUUUUUCCCACAUAAAUGCAGCAAAAAAAGGCCCACUCACACACAAUGACCCUGUAUAUUUAGUACAGCGACGCUUUUCUUUUUCUCACGUAAGACAGAAAAAGUUCACAAGAAAUAGAUAGGAAACUGAGAGCGAGGAAAGGACUGCAUUGAGAGAGCGCUGCUGUCUUUCCCCUAUGCUUCCUCCUACAGUAGAUAUUUGCAGAGACAGAUGAUGAGACACUGUUUGCUGUAGCACCCCGGCAGGGAAUUCCUCAGCUGCUGCUGAAGAGCUUGAACUAUAAGCGUGGGGUUGUGUCUGCAGACACUGUGUUCAGGGUUCAGGAAAAUGUCGUGCCAAACCUUUGAAUGCCCCGCUGAUAGUCCUGAAAUUUAAUGGGGCAAUAUGUGGAUGUAGAAAAAUAUAUAAAAGACAGUGGAGGAAGAAAUAUUUAGUGGUGAAAACGCAGGAAGGAGAGAUAGGUGCAGCUGGUGAUGGGGUUUAUCUCUUGGCCUACCAAUCUUUACUGUACUCUGUUGAGGUCAGACUAAUGGGUGGUCCAAAACAUUCUGGGGAAACCAUUUGCUCAUCGUUAAAAAGUGGAAACAGAAGAAAUAUCGCAUGCCUUCACACCAGCUUCAAAAUCUUUAUGAGUUGCAACCUAGUUUCACGAUUUAAGAAUGCUUAUUAAUGUUUUUUAUGCUUCAUUCCACACCGUGUACAUAUAUGAUUACAUUUAUCAGCUCACUUACUACUUAUACCGCAGCCUUUCUGGAUUGCAGAUUUACAAUUACAAGCAUAGAACUUAGUCCCAGAAGACCUGCAUUAACUCAAUUUCUCUUGCUGGAAAACCUUUCCCAUCUUCUAAUUCUGAUAAUUCACAACUGCUCUGUUCAUCUUUUUAAUGUCUGUCCACAUGGAUGGCACCCUUUGGAUUGUGCAGGCAAUGUAUUUUCAUUUUAUUCUCAGUGAAAUCCUAACAGCUCCUGUCUGUUAGAGAUCGUGGGUUACUGCAUUGUCUUGUAUCUCAAAUAUCUGUUUCUUUACAUGCAGUCUUUUACAAAUCACACUUUGAAAAAAAAAGACAGAAAAAAGAUCCUUGUCUUGUAUGUUUUUUUUUUAAUGAUUGUUAUUUUUAUAAGUGUUUGAGACACUGCGUUAUUUCGCAGUGCUUUUGAAUCUGUGAUCAGGCUUCAAAGGAUAUGUGCUCAAUAGCUUUUUUUGCUAUAUUAUGUUAUGUGUCCAUUGGGUCAAAAGGUUGAAUAUGUUUUCGUCAAUAAAAUAUCGGAAAUCCA
Molecule: messenger RNA, 4415 nt
Organism: Eleginops maclovinus (Patagonian blennie)
Lineage: Eukaryota; Metazoa; Chordata; Actinopteri; Perciformes; Eleginopidae
Gene: tent5aa
Product: terminal nucleotidyltransferase 5Aa
Exons: 2
Coding region: 723-1928 (401 amino acids)
Biological process (GO): mRNA stabilization
Molecular function (GO): RNA binding; poly(A) RNA polymerase activity
Source: RefSeq, a predicted model, not a curated record